ACCAAUUUACCCUAUUCUCGUGUAUCUGUCUGAAUCGGCGCCUCCUAAAACCCCAAAACCAAAACACCUUGUUUUGCUUUUCGAUCUCAAAUCUCAGCAAUGGAUUUCCACACUCUCUCACGUAAAGAGCUUCAAGCACUUUCCAAGAUGAACAAGAUUCCUGCUAAUAUCACCAAUGUUGCCAUGGCUGAUGCUCUCUCAGCUCUUCCUCAUGUUGAAGGAUUGGAUGAAAUUUUGAAUCAAAGGGAAGGUGGUGAUAUUGGUACACCGGCUGUUCAACCACGAACAGCUCGCAGAACUACGACUCAAAGGAAACCGGUGAAAGAAGCUGAAAGCACUAAGGUUUCUACAAGGGUUAACCGUGGGGGAAGAGGUGGAGUUGCUGAAGGGGAAGUUGAGCAAGAGAACUUAGAUGCUAAUGUUGAUGCCGGUACUCCUGCUGUUGUGCCAACUAGCAGGAGAAGGGUUCCAGCUGUUUCUACUCGGAGAAAGAAGGAAGUGAUUGUGAUAGAAGAUGAAGAUGAUGUUGUGAGUGAGGUGCAAGGAAAGGCAACGGAUGUGGCCAAAACUCCUGCUGCAGCUCCCAGCAGUAGGACCAGAGCUGGUCGUUCUGUUCGGAACAAAACUGAGAUCUCUGAUGGAACUUCAGUGCAGAAAGCAUACAGCACCAGAAGGUCAGUGAGAUUGGUGGGGAAGAGCUUGUCGAAGAUGAGUUUGGCGGACACUGAGGACAUGGAAUCAACCAAGAAUGAUGAUGUUUCUGAAGAAAUGAGUGUCUCCCAGAAUGAAGGGGGCUCAAUUGAGACUGAAAACGCAGGGGCUAGUUCGCAGACAGAAUCAAAUGUGGUUUCUCAGAACACUGAUGAAGUGGAAGUUUCCUCUCUAAACAAAGCCGACUGUGAAAGCCAGUCACAUGAUUCUGGUUCAGAAGUGAAAUCAACUGAUGCAGAGGAUGUGUUGCAGGCUGAUCCAAAAGAAGAGGGUUCAGAGAAUGUCAAUCAUGUGGAGGUUUCACGUGAGGACUCAAGUUUAAAUCUGCAAGACAGUUUUGAGACAUGUGCUGAUUCAAAUGAAGCAGGAUCUGAGCAGCUUGAACCCGAGAAAACUAGUGAUUCUGCUGAAAUUGAAAAUAAGGAAUGCUUUGUAGCUGAGCAAGACCAAGCUAUGGAGCUAGCUGCAUCUGAAGAGGUUUCUGUGGAGAUUGCUGCAUCUGAAGAGGUUUCUGUGGAGAUUGCUGACCAAACUAUUGCUUCUUUGACUGUUGCUGAACCUGAAGAUGCUUUUGUGGAUGUUCCUAACCAAGAUGUUGCUGGCUUGUCUCUUGAGGCAUCUGAAGAAGCUUAUAAGGAGAUUGCUGACCUAGUUAUUGCCCCUUUGAAUGUUGUGGUACCUGAUGAUGCUUGUGGGGAUGAUCUUGACCAAGAUGUUGCUGAUAUGUCUGUUGUGUUACCUGAAGAGUCUUCUGAAGAGAUUACUCACCAUGCUAUUGCUCCCGAGACUGCUGUGGUGCCUAAUGGAACUAUAGAGACUUCUUCAGAGGAGCAUCAAGUAGAAGAAGUAUUUGAACCUGAACCAAAGAAGGUAGAGUGUGUAUCUUCGGCUAUUCUAGUUGAAAAGGAUGGAACUUCUGGUGACUCUGGAGCUGAAAAUGAGGUCUGCAUCCAAUCCUUUGAAAACGAAAAAGAAAGCAACGGAGUUGAAGAUGUCAUUCUACAACUCUCAAUGUUGGAUGUAGCUGCAAAGAAAGUAGAAGAUCAGAAGGAUACUUCUGAGAAACAGGAAGCUGAAGCACAAACCGAGGAACAUGCAGCAGAGGACUACACUGAGUUUGUGGUUUCUGAGAAGAUAAAGGGGGAACCCGUUUGCUCAGCUCAUUCAGAAAUCAAGGAGAUUGAGUGUGGUACUGGCAAUCCUACUGUGAUGAAAGAAAACUCGAAAACCAUCAAUGUUAAGACUGCUAGUUUGCGGGUUCUCAAGAAGUUGGUGAGGAAGAAGUUAGAAGAAAAAACAAACAUGGUUAAUAAUGAUGAUGUCCAAAUGCAGGGAGUGGAGCAGAAAAGAACUGCACUGCAAGCACUGCCACAGAAUCAGCUGGCUGAGUAAUAGAAAAUUUAUUAUUAAGUGAAUUUCUGUAAUGUUGGAUGAAACCACUUGAAAUGUGGAACUCUCUUUGGUUCUUAGAUGUUGAGGUCAAAAUCCAAACCUUUGGUUUGGUUGUGCUUUUUUCAUUUUACUUUGCAAAUUUUGAUAGUGUAUUGCAUCAUUACAAUAAACUUUUGCGGCACACUUUUAUGCUGGCAAGUUUUACGAUGCUUAUUAUUAAAUGAAGAUUACUCAUAAUGAAAUUAUUUGAAUUUUUAUAA
Messenger RNA from Medicago truncatula (barrel medic), 2363 nucleotides. RefSeq lists its product as uncharacterized. The transcript is spliced from 4 exons. NCBI's taxonomy places the organism in Eukaryota, Viridiplantae, Streptophyta, Magnoliopsida, Fabales, Fabaceae. Bases 100 to 2103 code for a protein of 667 amino acids. The record is from RefSeq and is a predicted model, not a curated record.